GCGUGGAGGGAAAGUUACAUGAGAGAAGACCAAGCUCAUUGAUUCGUGGAUAGAGAACAUUAUUGUUUUCCACUUGGACAGAAUAUUUAUUUCCUUUAGCCAUGGUUCUGAAGCAAGGCUCAAGUGACUUCAGAUGCCUGAAUUUCAAGAAAGUGUUCUUUGUUGUUUCUCUUCUCUUUGGGAUAUCCUUUGUCACAAGAAUGUUGGCUGUCGGUGAGUUCUGGAGGUGCAACGGACAUCUACUUCCCACUCAAACAACCCAACAAUAUAUUGGAAAGCUCCUACAAGCCCUCCACAAUGUCAGUCAAUUAAACAACAUUCAUGGGACAGAACAACGUGAACUGCUGGGAAAAUCUGAGUUGAUUCUAAAACGUAUUUUGGAUCUUGAGGAUAAAAAAUCAAAGGAGAAUGGGAAAACUGUGAAAGGUUCUUGCACUCCCCACAGGCACAUCUUCUUCUUAAAAACCCACAAGACUGGCAGCAGUACCAUCAUGAACAUAUUGUUUCGAUUUGGGGACCUGAGAAACCUGAGUUUUGCACACCCCACUAAUGGAAACUCACAGUUUAAUUAUCCUAGCUAUUUCUCUUCAAGGUUUGUGGAUGGCUUUGUUCCAGGCAACUGCAGCAUGUUCCAUAUUAUGUGCCAACACAUGAGGUUCCAGUUUACUGAGGUAGACAAUGUGAUGCCCAGAGACACAUUUUACUUCACAAUUCUUCGCAACCCAAUUUCCCAAAUGGAGUCCUCUUUCUCCUACUAUAAAUCCAUAGGUGUCUUCUCCAAAGCUAAAAGCCUGGAGGACUUUCUCCACAAUGCAUCAAAAUAUUAUGAGAGCAAGGGCCUGAGCAGGAACUAUGCAAAGAACCUCAUGAUGUUUGACAUGGGUUUAAAUCCUGAUGGAAUUUCAUCGAACAAAAAUUUCCAGCUGAAUUGGAGAACAGUUGAAACAAUAUUUGAUCUUGUACUGAUCACAGAUUACUUUGAUGAAUCACUGGUGCUCUUAAAGGAUGCGUUGUGUUGGACUCUAGAGGAUGUGCUAUCAUUUCCACUCAACACAAGGAGUAACAGCACAAAGAAGAAUCUCUCCAAGGAAACUCAAGACAUGAUUAAGAGCUGGAAUGAGUUAGACUGGCAAUUGUAUGUUUAUUUCAAUCAUUCCUUCUGGAACCGUGUUGAUAUGUAUGGAAGAGAGAAGAUGCAACGAGAAGUAGAGGAACUUAGAAAGCUUAGGGCACAAAUUAGUAUGACAUGCCUGGAGGGUGAAGUUGACCCAGAAAAAAUGCAGGAUAAAUCUUUAAAGCCAUACCAGUCUGGGAUAGCCAGGAUUCUUGGCUAUAACCUGAAACCAGCGUUGGAGCAAUCUAAUAAGUUGAUGUGCCAGAGAAUGGUGACCCCAGAGCUCCAAUAUACUAAACUGCUGGUACAGAAGCAAAGCAAGUCAAAAUACUAUUGUAUAGAGAAAAAGGAAUCAAUAACUUAAACACUCAGAGAACAAGUGUUCUAACUCAUAUGCUAUACCUUUGUUUUCCAGGACUUGUUACAAAAUAUGGACAGUGCUCUUGCCUCAUAUCUAAGAGUUUAAAUCCUCAUCCUUGUCAUGUUUGACAAGCUGAUGUGAAGGAAUGUGUCCUUUAAAUAGUUGUAAGGGGAGAGGUCCAGUUGGGUCGGAGAAACCAGCUUACUGAAAGAAUGGGAUGAAUGAGGCCAGAUUUUGUGCCCAGAGGCACAGUGGCACACCACCACUACUUAGUUGUUACCUGUUCACCUUAAAGGGCAUGUAAAGUCUAAAAUAGAAUAAGGCUAGAAAUGCUGUAUUUUGUAUACUAAAUAUA
Messenger RNA from Xenopus laevis (African clawed frog), 1830 nucleotides. It is a transcript of the gene gal3st3.L, whose product is annotated as galactose-3-O-sulfotransferase 2. The transcript is spliced from 4 exons. The record is from RefSeq and is a predicted model, not a curated record. NCBI's taxonomy places the organism in Eukaryota, Metazoa, Chordata, Amphibia, Anura, Pipidae. Bases 102 to 1478 code for a protein of 458 amino acids.